Messenger RNA from Cavia porcellus (domestic guinea pig), 5299 nucleotides. It is a transcript of the gene Kansl3, whose product is annotated as KAT8 regulatory NSL complex subunit 3. Gene Ontology annotation, biological process: positive regulation of transcription by RNA polymerase II. The record is from RefSeq and is a predicted model, not a curated record. The coding region runs from base 724 to 3411 and encodes 895 amino acids. Gene Ontology annotation, cellular component: NSL complex. NCBI's taxonomy places the organism in Eukaryota, Metazoa, Chordata, Mammalia, Rodentia, Caviidae. The transcript has 22 exons.
GGGCCGGGCCGGGCCGGCGGCGGCUCCUCGUCCGGACUCCCGGCGACCAGGGCCGCGUCCCGGAGCCCUGGGGCGGGAAUGAGAUCGGAAGCGCCUUGAGGGCCAGGGCGGGAACCCGCGAGGUCUCCCCGGGCCGAGGGAGCGGGCACUUGCGGGUUGUCACCCGGCACAGGCCUUGUGCUGGAGGCUCUGGUUUUUAUGUUUUCACAAACUCCCGAGCGUCACAAAGUACAUGCAGAACUUCUAUUUGCUCCUGACGCGGAGCGGGGCGAGCGAGCCCUUGGUGGGAGCAGCUUCCUGCAGCCUGCCUUGCCCUGCUCUUCCUGGGGUCCCCGGGGGCGGGCCCCACGCGGGUCUCAUUCUCUACACCCAAUGAGGAGUAGAUCCGAGGGCUGGAAGGGUUUGUGAUUCUUACGGUUUGCGCAAACACACCGUGCCCUGUAGGUAAUGGUGCUGGCUCUCAGAUUGGGAGUCUGUCUAGGUGGGAUCUGCACCGGCUAGGGAGCCCUCAGAAAAAUAGGGGACUAUAAGGCUGCAAAAAGGCGGUAAACCAAGGUCUGACCCGGCUCUCAGAAGAUGUCUGUCGCCUUGCAUGGUGGCUCAAGCCUGUAAUCCCAGCUACUUGUCAGGCUGAGGCAGAUGGAUUGCUCCUUUAUGAGGCCAGCCUCAACUAUGCAGUGAAUAGCAUGUGCCCAUGCCCUGACCUGCUGCCCCUCGACUGACAUGGCCCACCGGGGUGGGGAAAGGGACUUCCAGACUUCGGCUCGGCGCAUGGGCACCUCCCUGCUCUUCCAGCUGUCGGUGCACGAACGGGAGCUGGACCUGGUUUUCCUGGAUCACAGCUAUGCCAAGCCAUGGAGUGCCCACCCCGAUGCCAGCAGCGCCCGCCCCACCCGCAUGCUCUUUGUCACUCCCCGGCGGCAGCAGGAGAAUACCAUUGAAUCAGAUGUCCCCAUAGAUGUGGAGACGGUCACAUCGACUCCUGUGCCACUCUAUGACAACCAGAAGGCACGCAGCGUGAUGAACGAGUGUGAGCGGCAUGUCAUCUUCGCCAGGACUGAUGCCGACGCCCCGCCCCCUCCAGAGGACUGGGAGGAGCACGUCAACAGGACUGGCUGGACAGUGGCCCAGAACAAGCUAUUCAACAAGAUCCUCAAAGCCCUGCAGUCUGACCGGCUUGCCCGCUUGGCCAAUGAAGGGGCUUGUAAUGAGCCAGUGCUGCGCCGUGUUGCCGUGGACAAGUGUGCGAGGAGGGUGCGGCAGGCCUUGGCGAGUGUGAGCUGGGACACCAAGCUGACUCAGUGGCUGCAUACUACCCUCGUGGAGACCCUGAGUCUGCCCAUGUUGGCUGCCUACCUGGAUGCCCUGCAGACGCUGAAAGGGAAGAUCCCGACUCUGAUUGACCGCAUGCUCGUAUCGUCUAACACGAAGACCGGGGCCGCAGGUGCGGAAGCCCUGUCCCUCCUCCUCAAGCGGCCAUGGGACCCUGCUGUAGGUGUCCUUUCUCACAACAAACCGAGCAAGCUCCCAGGCUCGCCUCUGAUUCUCAUCGCCUCCUCGGGCCCCUCCAGCUCCGUGUUCCCCACCUCGCGCCGCCACCGCUUUUGGCAGUCUCAGCUGUCCUGCUUGGGCAAGGUCAUCCCUGUGGCCACCCACCUGCUGAACGGCGGCAACGGGGUGGGCAUCCUGCAGUGUCUGGAGCACAUGAUCGGGGGAGUGAGGAGCAAAGUGCUGGAGGUUCACAGCCAUUUUCCACACAAGCCUGUCAUCCUGAUCGGCUGGAACACGGGAGCUUUGGUGGCUUGUCACGUGUCAGUGAUGGAGUAUGUCACAGCUGUCGUCUGCCUUGGGUUUCCUCUCCUGACAGUGGACGGCCCCCGAGGGGAUGUGGACGAUCCCCUCUUGGACAUGAAGACCCCAGUCCUCUUUGUCAUUGGCCAGAACUCCCUGCAGUGUCACCCUGAAGCCAUGGAGGACUUCCGGGAAAAGAUCCGUGCUGAGAACAGCUUGGUGGUGGUUGGAGGCGCUGACGAUAACCUCAGAAUAAGCAAAGCGAAAAAGAAAUCAGAAGGGCUGACGCAGAGCAUGGUGGACAGAUGUAUUCAGGAUGAAAUCGUGGACUUCCUGACUGGGGUGCUCACUCGCACUGAGGGCCAUGUGGGCUCAGAGCCUCGGGACCAGGAUGCCGAGAAGAAGAAGAAGCCUCGAGAUGUGUCCCGCAGAGACCUGGCCUUCGAGAUCCCUGAGCGGGGCAGUCGGCCUGCUUCCCCUGCCGCCAAGCUGCCUGCGUCACCCUCAGGCUCAGAGGAUCUCUCCAGCGUAUCCAGCAGCCCCACCUCCAGUCCCAAGACCAGAGUGACCACAGUUCCCUUGGCCCAGAAGUCCGGUCAGCUUGGGAGCUCUCAGCUGCUGAAGAGGCACAUGCAGCGCACAGAAGCUGUACUAAGUCACAAACAAGCCCAAGCACAGUUCGCUGCUUUUCUGAAACAAAACAUGCUGGUGAGGAAAGCGCUUCCUCCCGGCACCUCCUGUCUGGUCGUCCCCAUUUCCUCAGAGCCGACAGAGGAGGUGGAGAAGGAGGAGCUGAGGGUCCAGCUGAAGCGGCACCAUCCCUCCAGCCCACUUCCUGCCAGCAAGGCCUCCAAGCGGCCAAAGAUCAAAGUGUCCCUCAUCUCCCAGGGGGAUGUGACCGGAGGGGCCCCAGAAGCUGCAGGCGGGAAGCCCAUCACCAUGACGCUGGGGCAGGCAUCGGCGGGGACCAAGGAGCUCACCGGGCUCCUCUCCACAGCCAAGUCAAACUCGUCUGAAGGUGGAGUCGCGGCCAGCCCCGCCCCAGCAGGGGUCUCCAGCAGCACCUCGCCCACUGCCCUGCACACACUCCAGAGCCGCUUGGUGGCCACGUCUCCUGGCAGCUCCCUCCCAGGGGCCACUUCAGCCAGCAGCCUCCUCCAGGGCCUCAGCUUCAGCCUGCAGGACAUCAGCGGCAAGAGCUCCGGCCUUCCCCCAAACUCCCCAUCGGGCCUGGCCGCACAGGCCACCAGUGUGAAGCUGCCCACCCCCAUGCAGAGCCUGGGUGCGAUCACCACGGGCACCAGCACCCUUGUCCGUACCAUUCCAGUGGCCACCACUCUCUCCUCCUUGGGCACCACCCCUGGUGGGAAACCCACGGCCAUCCACCAACUGCUGACCAACGGGGGCCUCGCUAAAUUGGCAAGCAGCCUUCCUGGCCUGGCUCAGAUCUCUAACCAAGCCUCAGGUCUGAAGGUCCCCACCACUAUAACUCUGACACUUCGCGGCCAGCCGAGUAGGAUCACCACACUGAGCCCCAUGGCUUCAGGGCCGGCCGGGCCUGAGGAGCCUACGUCCCAGGCACUGGCCUCCAGCUCACAGCGCCUGCCUCCCGCACCCUGAAGAUGCAGCGCAUGUGUCCUCCUCACAAGGCUGUUGAAGGUCGCCUCACAGUGGCUGUGGGCACACAUGCACCCCUUGAGCUGUCCGAGUAUCUGGAGACCUCUUUAUGGCAGCCGUGUUACCUCUGUGUCUGCUGUCUUUGGGGUCAGGCAACCAAGUGGCAGAGGGACAUGGCGCUUGCAAGGGAAGCAGUGCCCUCCAGCGUCCACAUUCUGGUCCCUGCACAGCCCAGUCACGGAUCCGGCGCUCACGGACCGGAGGCACGUCUUCCUGGCGCCAUGUGCUUGACCGGCUCACUGCAUCGGAAAAGGAGCCUCCCUUUGCAGCGUGUCCUCCAUGGGCCACACGGUGUGGGGCCACAGAGGAUCGGCUCUUCCCAGACUGGCAGAGUCCCAGGGCUGUUGUGGACAUACCUCUCACAUCACCAAGCAGCCAAGGAGCACCUUAGAAAGCACAGCACUUGCAGAGUAGCCUGCUAGGAGCUCCCAGAUGGAGGCAGUGACCACUGGCCGUGUCAUCUUUCAGCCCCUUGGCUCUAGGAUGUGGGGAACAGCGCUGGCCCUGUCCUCUUUGAUCAUGCUGUGGACAGUUCCCCACUGAGAGCCUGUAGGCCCUGAGGGCCACAGAGGUGGAGUGCAGCGGCCAGUGGCGCAGACAGUUUGACCCCGGGGCUGUGUGUUGGGCCCCUGAGGACCUGGUGACAAGCUGGAAAUGAGAAGCAGAACUUGCCAGGCUGGGGAAAGCCCCACCCCUGUCUCUGGCACAGGGCUGAAGCUGGGGCAUCAGGACAGUGAAGGCCGCUCCAGUGCUUCCGUUCACAGAACUUCUGUCUCCUGCCUAGAGGUGGGAGAGUAUGAUGGCGAUUCCGGUGCUGUGCUCGGUGCCAGCCUGAGCCCUGGGGAAAGGCUCCCUGGGGAGGAGCGCCGGGACCCUCCUGACCUUCACAGGGCUGUGUGCAAUGUGCUGUGGGAUUGGGGUCAGCGCCUGGGCUCCAGCGCAGGCUCCUUUCCCUUUCAUAUCUAGACUGUUCCAGUCAGGGCAAUACAUGAGGCCCAGGGAAGGCACCUGGAAUGUGACUGUCCAUCCAGGGUCCUGACCGUGGUGUGGUACACAUCAGGCCGGGCCUGCAUGUCAGUCCCAGAGCCGUGCCUGCGUGCUGGGUGGUGGCCAGAGCAAGCACACUCGGCUUGGUAGUCACAGAGAAGGCGGGCCUCCAACCCCAGGCCCUCUCCCUUGCCUCCUGCUUUGAUUCACACACAAUUGGGCUGUGUCUUUCCAUUAGCUGGUAGGUUACUGCCUUCUGAAAUUCAGAAGAUAUCUAAUAAAUUUAGGGAAGAUAUGAAAUGUAUAAGGCAUCCAGGGCUUAGGGUUUGCAGCUUUAUGGGUAGGACCAGAGGACACCGGAAGGGCAAUGGGGAGUAAGACUGAGGCUGUGAAGGAGCCCCUGCACCCCAUAAUAGCAGUGCAGCCCAGCAGACAACACCAGGGGCUUCCCUGACCCCGGCGGACGGGCAGCAGAAGGCCUCGCUGUCGUCCUGCCUGUGGUCACUGCUGAGGCCUGCGGUGCAGAGCAGGCUCCAAGAACACUGGCCUUCACUGUGGAGGGCCAGCCCAGGGCAAGAGAGGCGCCAUGUAGCGACGCCUUCCCCGCUCCUUCUUGAGCCUUAGGUUUCCCCACAUCUCCAGCUGUCACACAGCCAGCUCAGAGGCCUCAGAAGGUGAUGCUCUUGGCAGGAAAUGUAGAAGGAUCCAGAAGGUGUUCAGUUGUUGGACAGCAGAUGCGUGCUGCUGCCCUGUAGAUGGCUUUGGGCUUUGGGAGAGGUCACAGUCUUGGCGGGAGCUGAGUCGCUAUGUUCUUAGCAAAGCCAAUUAAAAACACCAAAACCAA